UUUCUUCUCGAGAAACUCUUUUUAAUUUGUUUGUUGCAUCCUCACUUCCUUGUGAUACAUUGUCACGCUUGAAAAAUAAUCUGAGCAAGAAAGAGAAAGAUUCUGGAUAAUGAGGUUAUGGGUGUUGCAACUCGACUGGACCAUCAUGGCAUGCGUACCGGUGCCUCAUCACUGCCACUCUGGAUACUGCACCGUCUCCCCCGAAGCAUGCAUGAAUGACUGGACACUUAUGCAUCGGGAACCCAACCGCCUCCGCCGUCAGUCAACAAAAGUCACAUCACUCCCACCUCAUGGUGACGGCCAUUUUCCUCGACAACCACGAGAUCGAGUGAAGGUGACAGCUUACGCUGGGCAAGAUUGUGAUUUCCCCCAUCACCGCUCGCCAUCGCGUUUCUGUCUUCUCUCCGUCGACACUAUCGACAGCAUCUAGCACAUCAAGGAUUCACACUCAAGCAAAAGAGCAUGAUGAAAAGAGCUGACUGUUUUGUAUUUUGAUGCCGUCUUGUUGCUUUGCACACCGAUUCGUUACGAAAAGCUCGCCAAACGGGAGAACAAAGACUAUUACUGGUACAGAAGAGAGAAGGAAAACAGCCCAUGCCUCAAUGUUCGUAUA
This is a messenger RNA of Aureobasidium subglaciale EXF-2481, 613 nucleotides long. RefSeq lists its product as uncharacterized. The record is from RefSeq and is a predicted model, not a curated record. The transcript is spliced from 3 exons. Lineage: Eukaryota; Fungi; Ascomycota; Dothideomycetes; Dothideales; Saccotheciaceae. Bases 110 to 430 code for a protein of 106 amino acids.